Morchella sextelata is the source of this 207-nucleotide messenger RNA. RefSeq lists its product as uncharacterized. The record is from RefSeq and is a predicted model, not a curated record. The transcript has a single exon. The coding region runs from base 1 to 207 and encodes 68 amino acids. Lineage: Eukaryota; Fungi; Ascomycota; Pezizomycetes; Pezizales; Morchellaceae.
AUGGUUAAUAUACAAUUUGGCAAGCGGUAUAUUUUCGUUGCUUGCUGCCGAGAGAAGUGCCGCGAAUCCCAGUUCAGGACACUCGAUAGCCAUCCGCUGAAGUUUUGGGUUAAGAACAAUAGCAAGUCUUCUGUUUGUGCGGAUGAGACAACUAAGGUCUUUGGCAUCAAGCUGGCACCCGAUUUUCACGAGGAUCUCGGUGGGUAG